AUGCUGAGAUUCGUUAGGUCUUGUUUGCAAUUUCUAUUGAAGCUCGUGAAUUCUGUGAUUGGAUUGAUGGGCAUGGGAAUGACCCUCUACUCCUUAUGGAUGUUGAGGGUUUGGUAUAAACAAGUUCACAGCUUUUGGACCUCAGGUCCUGAUUCCACCCUUCCAUGGUUUAUUUACACUUGUCUUGGUUUAGGUGUUUAUUUUUGCAUCAUAAGUUGCGCUGGACAUAUUUCUGCUGAAACUGCUAAUGGCUGUUGCCUUUCUUCGUACAUCGUAUUUGUGCUUUUGUUAGUCAUGAUGGAAGCUGCAAUUUCUGCAGAUGUGCUCUUGAACAAGGUCUGGGAAAAGGAUUUCCCAGAAGAUCCCACAGGAAGAUUUGAUGAGUUAAAGAAGUUUGUGAUAUCUAAUUAUGAAUUGUGCAAAUGGAUUGCUUUAGUGGUUGUGUCUGCACAGGCGUUAUCUAUUUUCCUGGCCAUACUUCUGAAAUCUGUUGGUCCAUAUCGUGGAAAUUACUAUGACAGUGAUGAUGACUAUAUUCCCGCUAGGCUUCCUCUCCUAAGAAACCAGGUAAAACAUUCACCAUAUAUCUGCGCAGCUCAUCCAUCUCUGAAGAAUGAUUAUUGGAAUGUGAGGCUUCCGAAGUCCUAACAACUGUGAUUCAUUUCAUCUUAUUUUUCAUUUUUGGGACAUUUAUAGACUAAUUAAGACAAAUUAACAUACACAUCAUAUACACAAAACUCGAACCUAAAACCUCUUGGUUCGUAGACAAAACUUUCAACCAACAGAUUAAGGCUUUAUUUGGGACGGCUUUCUUAUUGUUUUCUAAAGCAGCUUUCUAGUACAAAAAUUUUAUUUUUUUGAAUUAGAAAGCAACUUUAAGAAGCAAUAAGAAGACCGUUUCAAGGCUUCGUUUAGGAUGGUUUUAGAUCACUGUUUUUUCUCUGCUUUCAAAGAAUUUUUUAUACUAAAAAAUAACUUUACAAAGCAGUAAGAAAGUCGUCCCAAAUGAAGCCUAACAUGAGCUGCAUAUUUUAUACAUUCCAUUUACUAGUUUAGGUUGUCAAAAUGAAGGGGAUCUCUUGUUCAUGUGAACUUGUUGAAUAUGGAUUCUUUUGUUAUUUUGAUUUAAAAUGGUGCUUUGAAAUCU
This is a messenger RNA of Dendrobium catenatum, 1147 nucleotides long. RefSeq names its product tetraspanin-19-like. The coding region runs from base 1 to 648 and encodes 215 amino acids. NCBI's taxonomy places the organism in Eukaryota, Viridiplantae, Streptophyta, Magnoliopsida, Asparagales, Orchidaceae. The record is from RefSeq and is a predicted model, not a curated record. The transcript is spliced from 5 exons. Gene Ontology annotation, cellular component: membrane.